CAUUGGACUUCAGCAUGACUACUCAGUUGCCGGCUUAUGUGGCAAUUUUGCUUCUCUAUGUCUCAAGAACCAGCUGCCAGGACACUUUCACUGCAGCUGUUUAUGAACAUGCAGUGAUAUUGCCCAAUGUCACCCUAACACCAGUGUCUCGUGAGGAGGCUUUGGCAUUAAUGAAUCGUAAUCUGGACGUUUUGGAAGGAGCGAUCACAUCAGCAGCACAGCAGGGUGCGCAUAUUAUUGUGACUCCAGAAGAUGGUAUUUAUGGCUGGAACUUCCGCAGGGACUCUCUCUAUCCAUACUUGGAGGACAUCCCAGACCCUGAAGUAAACUGGAUCCCCUGUAAUAAUCCUAACAGAUUUGGCCAGACCCCAGUACAAGAAAGACUCAGCUGCUUGGCCAAGAACAACUCUAUCUACGUUGUGGCAAAUAUUGGGGACAAGAAGCCAUGCAAUACCGGUGAUCCUCAGUGUCCCCCUGAUGGCCGUUACCAAUACAACACUGAUGUGGUAUUUGAUUCUCAAGGAAAACUGGUGGCACGCUACCAUAAGCAAAACCUUUUCAUGGGUGAAGAGCAAUUCAAUGUUCCCAAGGAGCCUGAGAUCGUGACUUUCAAUACCAGCUUUGGAAAUUUUGGCAUUUUCACAUGCUUUGAUAUACUCUUCCAUGAUCCUGCUGUUACCUUGGUGAAAGAUUUCCACGUGGACACCAUACUAUUCCCAACAGCUUGGAUGAAUGUUUUGCCACAUUUGUCAGCUGUUGAAUUCCAUUCGGCUUGGGCUAUGGGCAUGAGGGUCAAUUUCCUUGCAUCCAACAUACAUUACCCCUCAAAGAAAAUGACAGGAAGUGGCAUCUAUGCACCCAAUUCUUCAAGAGCAUUUCAUUAUGAUAUGAAGACAGAAGAGGGAAGACUCCUCCUCUCACAGCUGGAAUCCCACCCAUCCCGCUCUGCAGUUGUGAACUGGACUUCCUAUGCCAGCAGCAUAGAACCGCCCUCGUCAGGAAACCAGGAAUUUAAGGGCACUGUCUUUUUCGAUGAAUUCACUUUCGUGAAGCUCGAAGGGGUUGCAGGAAAUUACACAGUUUGUCAGAAAGAUCUCUGCUGUCAUCUAAGCUACAAGAUGUCUGACAACCUAGCAGAUGAAGUGUAUGCCCUAGGGGCAUUUGAUGGACUGCACACUGUGGAAGGGCGCUAUUAUCUACAGAUUUGUACCUUGUUGAAGUGUAAAACGACUAAUUUAAACACUUGCGGUGACUCAGUUGAAACAGCUUCUACCAGGUUUGAAAUGUUCUCCCUCAGUGGCACUUUCAGAACCCAGUAUGUCUUUCCUGAGGUGCUGCUGAGUGAAAAUCAGCUUGCACCUGGAGAAUUUCAGGUGUCAACUGAUGGACGCUUGUUUAGUCUGAAGCCAACAUCCGGACCUGUCUUAACAGUAACUCUGUUUGGGAGGUUGUAUGAGAAAGACUGGGCAUCAAAUGCUUCAUCAGGUCUCAUAGCACAAGCAAGAAGAAUAAUGCUAAUAGUUAUAGCACCUAUUGUAUACUCAUUAAUUUGGUAGAAUAUUGACAUUUUCUGUUUUUUACUUGGGAUAAUUUAAAAAAUGAUGGAUAAGAAAAGAAAGAUUGUUCUGGGUUAAUAUUGUUCUCUAGUAUAAGUGAAUUACUGAUUUCUCUUUAUUUAGACAAACACACACACACACCAGAUAAUAUAAGUUUAAUAAAUUAUCUGUUAAUGUAGAUUUUAUAAAAAACUGUAUUUGAACAUUGGUCUUUCUUGGAAGGGAGCUAAUUAUAUCAAAUAAGUAUUACAAAUCUUUUAUGCAGAAGAAAUAAAAACUACGGGUAAAAAACAUAUCAGAACUAUCAUAAAAUUUACUUACAAGAAGGCUGCUCUUGUUACCACUUUUAUUAUAAUACAUAUCACUUAUUCAGCUCUGUUGAAAAUUUCCAAAGAUUUUAUUUGUUUGCUAUUUUAGUUUUUUACCUAAAGAAUGCAUUUUGAUUCUCUUGUGGUUUGAAUAAUGUCUCCCAAAAAUUUACAUGUUGAAGUACCUCAGAAUGUGAUUGUAUUUGGAGACAGGGUCUUUAGAGAGGUAACAUAAGGUCAUUAGGAUGGACCCUAAUUCAAUAUGACUGGUGUUCAUAAAAGAAGAGGUGAGUAGGGCACAACCGGCUCAAAGGGAGACCAUAUGAAGACACAAAGGAAAAACAACUCUUUACAAGCUAAGUAGAGAGUCCCUCAGAAUAAACCAACUCUGCCAACACCUUGAUCUUGGAUUUCCAGCCUCCAAAACUGUGAGAAAUACAUUUCUGUUGUUUAAGUCACCCAGUUCAUGGUACUUUGUUAGGCAGCCCUGGCAAACGAAUCAAAGACCAUUCCUGUUCCUCUCUCCACCGCUACUGUUUUCUACCAUAAUCUGAAGCUUCAACAAAAGGCUUACCUGGUAAGAAUAUUCAGCUGGUCUGGGUCCCCAAGACUCCAACAGACACUCUUAGAGAAGGAUUGCUGAUGGAUUGAUAGUGAAACCAUUAGAUCAUUGAAUUCCUCUGGAAUUAGAAAAUGAGACAGUCCCAUUUUAAGAAAUUAGGUAUUUAAUCUAGCAUUAUGUGUUCUAUUUUAGUAACAGCAGAAUCUCUUGACAUUACACAAUUCAGUGAAACAAAGAACGUCAUUUAAGCCAAAACAUCUCGCAAAGUGACUAAUAGACUCUGAGCACUAAUAUCAUAGUACUCUGAUGAUGGACAAUUACAUAGCACCAAUAGCAGCCAUGCACUGUGCAAAGCAUGCCCUUCUGCACAAGAGAGCAAGGCACUUGCAGCAGUGAUCUAUGCCAGCAAAACAUCAUUUUGAGACAAACAUUUUUGUGGCAGAUGUUCUUCCUAAAAAGUACUAUAUCAUCCAAGAAAUAUUUGAGUAAAAUCCCUUGUGCUUUUGGGUGACAUUAACCGACAUUUGCUUUUUUCCAAGACCUAAUAGAAAAUAAGAAAACCCAUAAUGUAUUUAGAAACAGGAAUCCACAGAGCAAGUCUCCAUACUCUCAUAUAAUUUCAAUGUAAAACAGAAAACAUAUUGAUGUGUUGGUGAUAGGCUUGAAUUAUUAAAAACUUCAGAAGAAUUCUAAAUGUUUCUUUUCUGCUCAACAUUGACAACUAUGGUAGGUUUCCCUUGUGGUGUAAUGAAUUGCCCCCAAACUAAUAUCUUAAAACAACAAAGAUUUAUUACCUUAUAGAGUUUCUGAGGGUCAGGAUCCGGGACUGGCUUGGUGGAGUUGUUCUGAAUUAGGGCCUUUGUAAAGUUGUAGUUAACUUGUCCCCAGGGCUGCCAUCAUCUCAAGGCUUGGGUAGGGCUGGAAAAAAUCUGUUUCUAAGCUCACUCACGGUUGUUGCCAGGCCUCCAUUCUGUAGGAUGCUAGAAAAACUUUCAUAAAAUGUCAUCUGGCUUCUCCUAGAGCAAUGAUACUGAGAGAGAAAGCACAUGAGAGAAAGAACGAGGGAACUUGGAUGUAAGCCACAGUCUUUGAAAACCUAAUCACAGAAGUGACAUCUCUUCUUUCACACGAUAUUGGUCACAUGGACCAACAAUGGCUCAAUGUGGAGAGAACAAACAGAGUUGAGAAUAUCAGGAGGUGGGGCUUCAUGGGGGCCAUUCUGGAUGCUAUCACAGUGAAUAUAUGUAUUUAUAUUUACAUAUGUAUAUAUUGCAAUGUAAUUUUUAAAUAGGAUUGUUUUCCUUUUCUUUUUGCUGUAUGUGAUAUGUAUUUCAAAAUACAUUCCCAAUAGUCAUAACUAUUAGAAAAGUACUACACUAAAAAACUUUCUAUAUGUUGUAUAAUUAAAUUAAAUAAU
Molecule: messenger RNA, 3843 nt
Organism: Chlorocebus sabaeus (green monkey)
Lineage: Eukaryota; Metazoa; Chordata; Mammalia; Primates; Cercopithecidae
Gene: VNN1
Product: vanin 1
Biological process (GO): pantothenate metabolic process
Molecular function (GO): pantetheine hydrolase activity
Source: RefSeq, a predicted model, not a curated record